AUGGCCAAAUACAAUCGACCGCCACUAUUCACCUCGCCAUACUCAAACAUCUCUCCGCCAGCCACGUCCUUCGACAUGGCGCGUUCGUCAUCACGCGAUUCUGCCAACUUCCCUUGCGCGUUCUCCUCCUUCUCAAUACCGCUUUCGCGCACGUCCUCCAGCUCGUCCACAUCACAUUCGUCGCACGCGCCAGCGCCUACUAGCCACCCCACCUCAGCACCAAUGCGCCGCUCGAGUAGCGCCUCGUCCUCGCAAACCACCUGGCUUGCUUCGCCAUACCGCUCAUGCCUGGGCCCCAGCUCUGCUGCCUCGGAACCCAAUUCUUACCUCUCGGACGACGAUCUGCUCAACCUCAACAUCCCUGUCGAGACUAUCCCGACGCCUGCCAAGCGCGUCGCUGAAAUGACGAUAGAAGAGCAGAUCGCGCAUCUACGCGAGCUUCAAGCCCAAGAGGAGCGUGAGGACCGCGCGCGUCGCGAGACUCUUUCUCCCCGGAGAAAGCAAGUGCGCUUCCAACCUGGUACCAACCAAGAAAAGGCUCGUCGGCCUAGUCAGCUCAAGCGCCGGUCAAACACAGUUCGACGCGGCCUCAAUGGGUUGAACGGUCCCAUGUGA
Molecule: messenger RNA, 615 nt
Organism: Cyphellophora europaea CBS 101466
Lineage: Eukaryota; Fungi; Ascomycota; Eurotiomycetes; Chaetothyriales; Cyphellophoraceae
Exons: 1
Coding region: 1-615 (204 amino acids)
Source: RefSeq, a predicted model, not a curated record